AUGGGCGCGGGCGCCUUUAUCGAGCCGCUCGUCGUGGUCAGCCUGCUGUUCGGCGGCACCUGGCUGAACCGCAACUCCGACUAUCGCCUCUUCGCCUCCUCGCGGUCGCACCGGCACGCCAGCCAUGUGCGCAGCGGCUCGCCAGACAGCCUCGAGUCGGGCAUGCAGAGUCCCACAGACGCCGAUGGCCUCCUCUCCCCCCGCGCCAGCUCGCCCUCGUUGCUUUCCGCCGACACGGAGCCCAAGUGGAGGAAACGUGAACUGCGGCUGCUGGGCUUCCGCACCAGAGUGACCUCGCCAAACACGCGCGUCUUCCGGGAUCGUUUCCUAAGCCGGUUACUGCAAAAGUUCCCGUUCCUGGUUGAGGCUUGGUACUGGGCCCUGAUCUACUGGGUCUACCAACUGGGUCGCGCCUUCACGGCCCUGACGCUGGUCGAGGAUACCGUCAAUGUCGCCCGCAAGCAUGCCCUACAACUCAUCCACAUCGAGCAGAAGCUGCACAUCUUCUGGGAGCUGGACGUGCAGCAUUUCUUCCUGCAGUAUCCUACCGUCAUGACCUGGAUUAACCGCAUCUACUCCUUUAUCCACAUUCCUGGCACCAUCCUCUUCCUCGUCUGGCUCUACUACUUCACCACCACCCGUAACCGCCUGACGGAGCGCCAGCCCGGCAAGCCCGCCGGCAGCAUCGAGGGCAGCCCUGCCGGCCCCGCCCUCUACGAAGCUAGGAGACGCACCAUGGCCGUGUGCAACCUUAUCGCCUUUGUCGUCUUCACGCUGUGGCCGUGCAUGCCGCCGCGUCUGCUCAGCGACAAGAACGUGAAAGGCCCUGUCGGCGACGAGGCCCGCAAGUUCGGCUUCGUCGACACCGUUCACGGCGAGGGCGGUGAGAGCAGCGUCUGGACGCAAAAUAAGUUCUGCAACCAAUACGCCGCCAUGCCUUCCCUGCAUUUCGGCUACUCGCUGCUCAUCGGCCUGACCAUCCUCACCAUCCCGCUGCCGCCCCAGCACCGCCGCUCGCUCUCCAUCCGCCUGACCAACAGCCUGCGCCUGCGCCUGCCGAGCCCACGCCGCGUGCUGUGCGUCGCCGUCGGCGUCGCCUACCCGCUGACCAUCCUCAUCGCCAUCGUCGCCACCGCCAACCACUUCAUCCUCGACGCCGUCGCCGGUGCCAUCGUGUGUGGCUUGGCUUGGACUGGCAACGCGGUUCUGCUGAACCUGUUGGCCGUGGAGGAUUACUUUUUGUGGUGCGUGCGCAUCCACAAGCCCGAGAACAGAACGACGGCUUGGAUGGAGGGAGAGGGCGACGAGUGGAUUGUUGGAAAGGGCGUGUUGCCGUGA
Molecule: messenger RNA, 1338 nt
Organism: Lasiodiplodia theobromae
Lineage: Eukaryota; Fungi; Ascomycota; Dothideomycetes; Botryosphaeriales; Botryosphaeriaceae
Product: Integral membrane protein
Exons: 3
Coding region: 1-1338 (445 amino acids)
Biological process (GO): sphingolipid biosynthetic process; inositol phosphoceramide metabolic process
Cellular component (GO): inositol phosphoceramide synthase complex
Molecular function (GO): inositol phosphoceramide synthase activity
Source: RefSeq, a predicted model, not a curated record